AUGGAUAAGGAUACCUUACUCAAAGCAUUGGCAGGCACUUUGGACCUGAACCAACAGGUCCGGAAACAAAGUGAGCAACAGUUGCACAUUUUUGAGGAACAAACGGGAUUCACGGCCUACUUGCUUGACUUGAUUAUCGAGCAGGAAGUCACCCUUGGCAUCCAGAUCUCCGCAGCCAUUUUGUUCAAAAACAGAGUGGCUAACUACUGGGUAGUUCCAGAAAACAAGACUCCUUCGCCUAUCACUAUCAAGGACCAAGAAAAACCAGCCAUCAAGGAGAAACUUAUCCAGACCUUGAUAAAAACCUACAAAAACAACCAGAUCAAGGUCCAAUUGGCCAACGCCCUUCACAACAUCUUGGGCUCCGAAAAGUGGCUGGAACUCAUUCCUUUGAUCAAGAAUUUGUUGCACGACACCUCCAACAUAGAUCAUGUGCACACUGCCUUGAUUUGUUUGUACGAAUACACCAGAAACUACAGAUGGUCGGGUAUUGGUCCCACCAACCCGGUGCUUGAGGAGGUAGCCGAUGAUUUAUUCCCAUCAUUGGAGGCUUUAGCCAACAAUUUGAUCCAAAAUGACUCCACUGUCAGCGAUGAAAUGCUUUACUUAAUCAUUAAAAUUUUCAAAUUCACCACGUUUUCUAUGUUGCCUUCAUACUUCAAGAAUCCUUCUAACCUUGGUAAUUGGUGUCAGUUGCACCUUGUGAUUAUCAACAAGCCUUUACCUCAAUCCGUCUUGAAUGAAGACUCGUUGGACUUAAGAUCACAACUUCCUAGAAUAAAGACUGUCAAGUGGUGUUUCGGAAACCUACACAGACUUUUGAGUCGUCAUGGUGGUGGUUUCACCACCAAGAAGGAGGACGGGAAGGAAUUUGCCGACCUUUUCGUCCAAAACUUCGUGCCCGAAAUCCUUAAUGCUUAUUGGAAAAUUAUCGAAGAGUGGUCUUCCAAAAAAAUCUGGCUUCUGGAAAGCUCACUUUAUCACUUGAUUUCAUUCUUGGAGGAAAAUAUCGAGACCCAAGCGUGGCCAUUGAUCAGCGAAAAAUUGGAUGCCAUUAUCAGACACGUUAUCUUACCUACGUUGAAUGCCAGCGAUGAAACCAUUGAAUUAUACGAAGAUGAACCCGAUGAGUAUAUCAGAAGAUUCUUUGACAUUAACAGAGAGGCCAACACCUCUGAUAUAGCCUCCAUCAACUUCGUGUUUAGGUUAUUAUCAACUAAGUUCAAGGUCACGAUUAAUCAAGUGUUAAACAUCAUCAAUGAAAUUUUCAACAGAAGAGCUAGUGCCAGAUCCGACAUCAGUAUCGCCAAGGAAACCGAGGGUGCUUUCAGAGUCUUGUCAACUAUAUCUCAUAAGUUGGAUAUUUCUUCUUCUCCAGUGCACGGCCAGGUUGACAAGGUUUUGCAUACUUUUGUUUACCCAGAAUUAUCCGCAGAGACCACUGCUGCCACUCCAUGGUUAACUGCUAGAGCUUGUGACACUUUGGCCAUGUUCAGAUACAGUUACAAGGACCAACAAGUAUUGCAAGACAUUUUCCAAGGUAUAGUUACUUGUUUCCAAAACCAACAACACUUACCUAUUCAAUUAACUGCCGUUGACGCCUUGAGUACCUUGGUAGAUGAGGAUUCGGUUGCUGAACACAUCUCCGAGCAAGCUCCUCAGUUGAUGGGUAACUUGUUGGAAAUGUCCAAGACCUGCGAAAGUGACAUUUUGACCAGUGUUAUGGAAAAGUUCGUUGAAAAGUUUGCCAGAAACUUGGAACCAUAUGCUCACGAGUUAGCCAGUAAGUUGGCCGAACAAUUCCUCGUCAUCGCCACUGAUUUAUUGGACCAACAAUCCGGUACCGAAGCUGCCAACGUGGAUGUCGACAAGGAAUACCAAGCUGCCGGUAUCUUGAGCACUUUGACCACUUUGGUUAUCGCCAUGACUUCUUCUCCAGAAGUCGCUGGUUCAAUGGAAAACGUUUUGCAAAACAUGAUAAGAUUCAUUCUUGACCAUGCUAUGGUUUCCUUCUUGACUGAAGCAAUUGAGAUUUUAGAAUCCAUUUUGUUCAGUACCAGAGUCGUUACUCCAACCAUGUGGGGAUUAUUCGAUUGCUGUAUCGGAGCAUUUGAGACCUAUGCCUACGAAUAUUGCGAUUCUUUCCAACCAUUCUUCGAAAGCAUUAUCAAUCACGGUUUCACCAACCCAGAAUUGACUGUGCAAACUCCAUAUGUCCAGUCUUUAUUGAACGUUUGUUUCACCAUCUUGAAGGGAGAAAAUUUGGAUCCAAUUUUUGCCGAUUCCACCUUUGAAAUUCUCGAAUUGACUUUGACAGCUUUGAACGACAGAUUUGUGCCCAUCUUACCAGCAUUCUUGCCAGAAAUUUUCGAUAUUUUCAUCAAGUUGGAAACAGAAAAUGCGUUCGACGACUACAUGCUCCAUCACUUAUCAGUGUUGAAGGUAUUCUUUGCUGCUUUGUACGUUGAUCCAGUCACUACUAUCCAGUUCCUCAACGAGAAGCAAUUCACUGCUAACUUCUUCAAGUUGUGGAUGAAGAACUCGGCCGAUUUCCAAAGUGUUUACGGUUGUAAGCUCCAGAUUUUGGCAUCUGUGGCGUUGGUGAAGACACAGGCCAUCACCAUGAUUCCAGAGGACUUGGUUGGCGAAUCUGUGGACUUAUUAUUGUCUAACGUGUCUGCAUUACCUGGAGCCAUCAGGGCAAGAGAGGAGAUUUUGACGAAGGAAAGAAGUCAAAAGGAGAUUGUCAGCAACGAGGAUGAAGAAGAUGAGUAUGGCCAAGCAUACUGGGACGAGGAUGACUUGGAAGCCGAUGAGGCUGAAUUGGAGGCCAUGAAACAGACUCCAAUUGACAGUAUCAACGUAUUUGAAGUUUUCAGCGAUGUUGUUGUCGAAUUGCAACAUCAAGACGGUGCUAAGUACCAGGCACUUUUUGGAGGUCUCGACCAAGAACAACAAGAGUUGGUGCAACAGAUGGUCAAGAUAACAGAGCAACAGAAGGCUGCUCGUGGCAACUGA
Molecule: messenger RNA, 3018 nt
Organism: Suhomyces tanzawaensis NRRL Y-17324
Lineage: Eukaryota; Fungi; Ascomycota; Pichiomycetes; Serinales; Debaryomycetaceae
Exons: 1
Coding region: 1-3018 (1005 amino acids)
Biological process (GO): protein import into nucleus
Cellular component (GO): nuclear envelope; cytosol
Molecular function (GO): small GTPase binding
Source: RefSeq, a predicted model, not a curated record